AUAUAACCCUCCGCCCUCCCUUUUCUCUCUCCAACCACUCCGCCUCGCCUCGCCUCGCCCAGCCCUCCUGUCCUGUCCUGUGCGCCCGUCGCGACAACCAUCUGACUAAGCAGCGCCCCGCGCUCGCCCUCCGCGCAGCGGCCCAUGGCGCCGGCGGUGGGGAUCAAGCGGACCGCCGCGGCGCAGGCCGUCGCGGUGCAGGCGCCGCCGCCGCCGCCGCCCGACGCGCGGCUGGUGCGCGAGGCCGUGCGGACCUCCACGAUCGCCGAGGCCGUCGCGCCCGCGGCCCUGGAAGCGCCCGCGCCCGCGCUCGAGGGCUUCCUCUGCCUCGAGGAGGUGGAGGGCCGGCGGUGGAAGUACGUGGUGGAUGCGGCCCCCGGGAAGGGCAAGGGGAAGGGCCGGGGCAGGGGCGGGUCCGCCGUCCCCCUCGGGGCCUCCGUCCGGGCCGUGCCGCUCCAGUCGCCGCUCCCGCCCGCCGAGGAAAUAAUGGCGUUCGUAAGAUCGUAUGUUGUGCCUGAAGGGUUUCCAGACAGUGUUACUCCUUCAUACGUCCCAUACAUGACCUGGAGAGCUCUCAAGCAUUUUUUUGGUGGAGCAAUGGGUGUGUUCACAACAAGAACCUUGCUGAGCUCCGUCGGAGUCUCUCAAAGCAAGGUUACCCCGGGUGCCAUUGCUAUCAACUGGAUCCUCAAGGACGGUGCUGGACGUGUUGGAAAAAUGCUUUUUGCGCGACAAGGAAAGAAGUUUGACAAUGACCUAAAGCAGCUCCGCUUUUCUAGCGAUCUCUUGCUGGAGAUAGGUGCUGGGAUAGAGUUAGCUACUGCAGCCUUCCCUCAGUUUUUCUUGCCUAUGGCUUGCGUUGCAAAUGUUGUAAAGAAUGUCGCUGCUGUUACGUCGACGUCAACUCGCACCCCAAUCUAUAAGGCAUAUGCAAGAGGAGAAAAUAUUGGAGAUGUGACUGCUAAAGGCGAAUCCGUCGGGAACAUUGCAGAUCUGCUGGGCACUGGUUUGAGCAUCUUUAUCACAAAGCGGAACCCAUCGUUGGUGACUUCAUUUGCCCUGCUAUCAUGUGGAUAUCUCCUGAGUUCAUAUCAUGAGGUGAGGUCUGUCGUGCUGAAUACCCUAAACAGGGCAAGGUUUACUGUUGCAGUGGAUUCCUUUAUUAAGACAGGGUAUGUUCCUUCGUUGAAGGAAGGAAACUCGCAGGAGACAAUAUUUAUUCAUCCUUGGCGGCAUGAGCCAGUUUCAAUAGGAUCACGAUUUGGAGAAGCAUUUCAAGAACCUGUUUCAUUUGUUGCCACAAGGCCUUUGUUUGAGGAUGAGCGAUACAUGGUAACAUAUAACCCAACGAAGGAUAAAGUAUAUGCGUUACUCAAGGACCCAGCAAAGCCAGAUGACAUUCUCAAAGCUGCUUUCCAUGCCCAUGUGUUGCUGCAUUUCAUCAAUGUAUCACAUGAAAGGAAGAGGAUGAGCUCCAAUCGAUCAGAUCACUAUGGGAACCCGCACCCACGGAACAUGGAUUUCCUGGCACACAUCGCAGAGUCUUGCAAAAUUGUGUCGUCGUCUUACAGAACAUUCAGGAAGAAAGCAAAAGAACAGGGUUGGAUAAUGUCGGAGUCACUUCUUAACCCUGGGAAGGCUCGAUUAUGCGUCACGAGACCGCAGUGACAUCACUAUUUCCGUUUACCAUCGACGGGAUGAUACCAUCUCUAGCUGUUACUCUAGCUUUUUCGACGGGAUGAUACCAUCUCUAGCUGUUACUCUAGCUUUUUCGACGAAGACGGGACAUGAUGCUGAUGAGUUGUUGGUAGCUGAACUAACAUGUGUUGGAGCCUGGCCUAGGUGUGAACCAGCGAGCCUAUCAUCUCGUGCAACCCCUAACCGCUGUAUCAACUACAGCUGCCGAAAUCCGGGGACACCAAGAAGCUGUAACUCGUCGUCGAAACAAUAACGCGGGAGGAGAUAUGCUCGCGCCGAACCAUGAGAAGACCGAGGGCGACCUCCAACUGCUAACUGCAUAGGAGUAGGUUCCCUAGAGGGACGUAUAUUUAAGCUUGCUGGUAGUAGCGUCGCUGUGAUGGAGAGGACUUGCUAACUGUAUGUAGCCUGUUCGUGAGUGGUGUUCGUCGGAAUGUAGGAAGAGCUGUUUCCUUUUUUUGCUGUGCUUUGAGAUGUGGUGUUCGUCAUGCGCCUUUGUAGGGCCGCUUGUUGUAAGUUGCAGUUUUUCGGAUGGAGUGUGUUUUCAUGUCGAUGCUUGUACAUACUAGUACCUGCUUGUUGUUGUAAUAAUCGGAAGCGUUUUGCUGCUGAGUUAAA
This is a messenger RNA of Triticum dicoccoides, 2316 nucleotides long. Its product is annotated as protein root UVB sensitive 6-like. The coding region runs from base 145 to 1668 and encodes 507 amino acids. The record is from RefSeq and is a predicted model, not a curated record. The transcript is spliced from 14 exons. NCBI's taxonomy places the organism in Eukaryota, Viridiplantae, Streptophyta, Magnoliopsida, Poales, Poaceae.